AUGGCACCUCCAAACGCGCCACCAUUCGACGAUACCAUUGCCGAAGUCGUGGCCAGCGAGACAUCCCCAGAUGGCACUGGAGUAAUCAAGAUAGAUCCCUGGCUCGAGCCGUUUAAGGAUGCGCUGCGGAGCAGAUUCAAUCAUACGAAGGGAUGGAUUAAUCGGAUUAACGACACGGAGGGCGGGUUGGAGAAGUUUAGUCGGGGUUACGAGAAAUUCGGCUUCAAUGUCCGAGAUAAUGGGGAUAUAGUGUACCGCGAAUGGGCGCCGAAUGCUGUUGAUGCGCAUUUAAUUGGAGAUUUCAAUAACUGGGAUCGCAAAGCGACACCUAUGAAGAAAGAUGAAUACGGUGUCUGGGAAGUCACUGUCCCCGCCAAAGACGGCGAGCCGGCAAUACCGCAUGAGAGCAAGGUGAAGAUAACGCUCAAAACCCCCUCCGGCGAAACUCUCGAUCGCUUCCCCGCCUGGAUAAAGCGCGCGCUGGGAUACAAUACGAUCCAGCUGAUGGCGAUCAUGGAGCAUGCGUACUAUGCCAGCUUCGGGUAUCAGGUGAACAACUUCUUUGCGGCGAGCAGUCGGUACGGGACGCCGGAGCAGCUUAAGGAGUUAAUUGAUGUGGCACAUGGGUUGGGGAUUGUGGUGUUGUUGGAUGUGGUGCAUAGCCAUGCGUCGAAGAAUGUGUUGGAUGGGUUGAAUAUGUUUGAUGGGACGGAUGGGGUGUAUUUUCAUAGUGGAGGGAAGGGGGAGCAUGGGCUGUGGGAUAGUCGGUUGUUUGAUUAUGGGUCGCAUGAGGUAAUGCGGUUUUUGUUGAGCAAUUUGCGGUUUUGGAUGGAGGGGUAUGGGUUUGAUGGGUUUCGGUUUGAUGGGGUUACGAGUAUGCUGUAUACGCAUCAUGGGAUUGGGACGGGCUUCUCCGGUGGAUACCACGAAUACUUCGGCUUCAACGUUGAUCAGGAGGCUGUAACUUACCUCACUGUUGCCAACGUAAUGCUGCACCAGAUAUACCCAUACUGCAUCACUAUCGCAGAAGACGUCUCUGGCAUGCCGGCGCUGUGCCUCCCCUUUUCCCUUGGCGGGUUGGGAUUCGAUUACCGCCUCGCCAUGGCGGUACCGGACAUGUACAUCAAGAUGUUGAAGGAGCAGCGGGAUGAGGACUGGAACAUGGGACAUAUCUCACACACACUGUGCAACCGUCGACACUGCGAGAAAACGAUUGCUUACGCAGAGAGCCACGACCAGGCCCUCGUGGGCGACAAGUCCCUCAUGAUGUGGCUCUGCGACAAAGAACUCUACACCCACAUGUCCACCCUAACCGAACUAACCCCCGUGAUCUCCCGCGGGCUCUCACUGCACAAACUCAUCCGCCUAAUAACCCACUCCCUCGGCGGCGAAGGGUACCUAAACUUCGAAGGAAACGAAUUCGGACAUCCAGAAUGGCUCGACUUCCCCCGCGCCGGCAACAACAACAGCUAUUGGUACGCACGGCGCCAAUUUAAUCUAACUGAAGACCCGCUGCUGCGCUACAACUUCCUCAACGACUUCGAUAAAGCGCUGCAGCAUGCGGAGGGGAAGUAUGGAUGGCUGCGGUCGCGGCAGGGGUAUGUGAGCCAGAGACAUGAGGAGAAUAAGGUGAUUGUGUUUGAGCGGGCUGGGUUGGUGUGGGUGUUUAAUUUCCAUCCGGAGAGAAGCUGGGCGGAUUACAGGAUUGGGGUUAGUAGGAAGGGGGUGUAUAGGGUUGUGUUGGAUACGGAUCGGGAGGAGUUUGGGGGAUUUGGGAGGGUCGAUGGGCGGACGAGGUUUUUCAGUCAGGAGGUUGCUUGGGAUGGGAGGGAGGAUUCGAUUUUGGUUUAUGUGCCGUGUCGGACGGGGGUGGUAAGUCUACUGGCUUUUCUUCCCGGCUGUUGGUAUUGA
Messenger RNA from Paracoccidioides brasiliensis Pb18, 1911 nucleotides. Its product is annotated as 1,4-alpha-glucan-branching enzyme. Bases 1 to 1911 code for a protein of 636 amino acids. Gene Ontology annotation, cellular component: cytoplasm. The record is from RefSeq and is a predicted model, not a curated record. Gene Ontology annotation, molecular function: hydrolase activity, hydrolyzing O-glycosyl compounds; cation binding; 1,4-alpha-glucan branching enzyme activity. Gene Ontology annotation, biological process: glycogen biosynthetic process. The transcript has 8 exons.